Molecule: messenger RNA, 1710 nt
Organism: Prorocentrum cordatum
Lineage: Eukaryota; Dinophyceae; Prorocentrales; Prorocentraceae
Source: the annotation of a GenBank genome assembly
AUGGUGGACUUCGCCCUGCCCCCCGUCAGCCCCUCGUUCGAGGGCUGGGGCCCGCAGCUGACUGGCGACGACGAGGCUGGCACCGUGUGGGAUUUCGUCGAGCACCUGGAGAAGUUCCCUUUGCAGCGCAUCUCGAAGCCCGUGGACUUCUCCGCCGCGGGUCAGAAGUACUGGGCCGAACGCGCGGCCAAGGGCAAGGGCAAGGGGAAGGACGGCAAGGGCAAGGGGGGGGCGCCCAUCCUGCAGCUGGGCAAGGACGACGAGGGCUUCUCCCUCGUCGACAACAGGCCGAUCGCCGGCAAGCCCGUCAAGGGCGGCCGAUCGGGCGGCCGCGGCAAGGGCAAGGGCAAGGGCCUGCAGGUCAACUACCAGGAGGGCAUCCUCGGGUCGAAGACCAAGCCGACCUACGUGACUCAGGACAAGGGCAAGGGCAAGGGCAAGGGGAGGGGCGGCCUGCAGAGGAGGCGCGAGCCCUCCUUCAAGGACUGGUCCGUGACGACGAAGACGGAGUGGACCAUCAAAUGGGAGGUUAACUUGGGCUCGCUUUCCAAGCCGCUACUGGAUUCGAACCAGGUAACAUUUGAGGACCUGGCCUGGUGUGGCAAGCUGCACACCUACAACAAGAGGUUCGACAGGAUAACGGCCAAGACGGAGGAGAGGAUGCGGCGGUUUGAGGACUUGAACUUCUUCAACGUCACAACUUCGGAGGACCCGAUGCUCCAGGAAUUCCUCCAGAGCGACGAGCAUGGGGCCACUGUCAUCGCCACGGACCACGUCCUCGCCGCGCUGAUCGCCGCCGCCAGGUCAGUGUAUUCCUGGGAUAUUGUUGUUUCAAAAAUUCAGGGCAAGCUGAUCUUUGACAAGCGCGACGGGUCGAUGCUGGACUACCUGAGCGUCAACGAGAGUGCGCCCGACCCUCCGAACAACGACGACCCCGAGUCGAUGAACGCGCCUGGGAAGCUUUCGCAGGAGGCAUCCUGCAUCAACCAGAACUUUUCCCAGAUGGUCUUGGAGCAGAACAAGGAGCCGGAGCACAUGCAACAUCCAAACCCCUUCACGGAUGAGGACGACGAAGCGCAGGCAGCGUCCGGCGCCUACCGCUACAGGAAAAUCACGAUGCCCGGGAACUCUAAGGCGACGGAUGAGUUCAAGCAGGAGCCUGUGACAAUGAUCGUACGCACAGAGGUGAACGGCAAGAUUGCGGACACCGGCGGCUACGUGUCCGUGAAGGCUCUCCACGAGUACGACCCGAAGCUGAGCAACUGGCGCAACGCCCUGGAGUCCCAGCGUGGUGCCUGCCUCGCGACGGAGAUCAAGAACAAUGCUUUCAAGCUCGGCAGGUGGACGGCUCAGGCCGUGCUGGCUGGGUGCGACUCCAUGAAGAUCGGUUACGUGUCCAGGAUGUCACCGACCGACCCGUGGAACCACAGCAUCCUCGGUUGUAUUUCGCACCAGACCGACGGCUUUGCGGACCAGAUUGGGUUAAGCCAGCACAACAUGUACGGCAUCUUGAGGACAUUCAUAGAUACCAUCAUGGAGUGGGACGAUGGCAAGUAUUUGAUCAUGAAGGAUCCGAUCAAGCCCGUGCUCCGCAUAUACGAUAUCCCGUGGGAUACGUUCAACGAGGACGAUGGUGAUGACGAGGACGAGGAAGAAGAGGAGGACCCAGACCUCGACGAUGAUGGCAACGUGAGGCCUCAGCAAGACUGA